This is a messenger RNA of Gopherus flavomarginatus (Mexican gopher tortoise), 1469 nucleotides long. It is a transcript of the gene KCTD21, whose product is annotated as potassium channel tetramerization domain containing 21. Gene Ontology annotation, biological process: protein homooligomerization; ubiquitin-dependent protein catabolic process. Gene Ontology annotation, molecular function: histone deacetylase binding; cullin family protein binding. The transcript has 2 exons. The record is from RefSeq and is a predicted model, not a curated record. Lineage: Eukaryota; Metazoa; Chordata; Testudines; Testudinidae. The coding region runs from base 424 to 1206 and encodes 260 amino acids.
UCCUGCCUUCCACCCUUCUCCCUGUGCCGUGCCGGCCUUCGCUGGGUUUGUCCCGCUUCCCCCCGCCCGCUCCUGGGACAGGGGCCAGCGGACCGCGGGGGAGAAGGUGGGUGCUGCAGCCUCCCCGCGGGCUGCGCUGCAGGGGUGUCCCCGAGGAGGGGGAUGCUUGGGGGGCUGGUGAGUCACGGUGCCCCGGGGCCAGCCCUGGGCUCUGGGGGGGCCCUCCCGGAGCGACUCCCGCCCCCGCUGGGGAGGACGGUCUGGCGCUGCCGCCUGCUGAAGAAGGCUCCCAGGACUGACGGAGCGCUCUAGGUCCACAGGCCGGUGCUGUGCAUUGUUGGAGACUAGCUCUUGGGAUCACCGCAGCCCCGAACCAGCCUUCGCUCCCCCCCGUGUUAUUCCCAGCAUCGUGACUUUUCCAUCAUGUCAGAACCUAUAACCCUCAACGUUGGAGGAAAACUGUACACCACUUCCCUGUCUACCCUGACUAGUUUUCCAGACUCCAUGCUGGGCGCCAUGUUCAGUGGAAAGAUGCCAACCAAGAGGGAUAGCCAAGGCAACUGCUUCAUUGACAGAGAUGGCAAAGUGUUCCGCUACAUCCUGAACUUCUUGAGAACUUCCCACCUGGACCUCCCUGAGGACUUCCAGGAAAUGGGCUUGCUGCGACGGGAGGCAGAUUUUUAUCAGGUUCAGCCACUGAUUGAAGCAUUGCAAGAGAAGGAGGUGGAGCUCUCCAAAGCUGAGAAGAAUGCCAUGCUCAACAUCACCUUGGAUCAGAGGACACAGACAGUUCACUUCACUGUUCGGGAAGCGCCCCAGAUCUACAGCCUGUCUUCCUCCAACAUGGAAGUAUUUAGUGCCCACAUAUUCAGCACGUCAUCUCUGUUCUUGAAGCUCCUAGGUUCCAGACUUUACUAUUGCUUCAAUGGCAACCUGUCUUCAAUAUCCAGCUACCUGCAGGACCCCAACCACUUGACCUUGGAUUGGGUCGCGACUGUGGAAGGCCUGCCAGAAGAGGAGUACACUAGACAGAACUUAAAGAGACUUUGGGUGGUCCCAGCUAAUAAGCAAAUUAAUAGCUUCCAGGUAUUUGUGGAAGAGGUGCUAAAAAUAGCCAUGAGUGAUGGGUUUUGUGUGGAUUCCUCCCACCCCUAUGCCUCUGAUUUCAUGAAUAAUAAGAUUAUUCGACUAAUUCGGUACAAGUAGGAAUAGCCUGUUGUUAUGGUAUCAGGAAAUACAUAACCAAACAGUGUUUCAUUUUAAGACCCACUUCAAGACACUGUAACAAACAGCCUAAUACAAAAUUAUGUGAUAAUCUGUACUAAAAAUCACUAACUGUGAGUUGAUUUUCCUAUACUGAAUUUACUGAUGUCCUUUCAGAAUAUGUCUGUAUUCUAGGUGGAUGGAAUGUUGUCUAUUGGCUUGAGCAGGGUCUAGGAAUUAAGUUCUGAGCUCCAUUUCUGCCUCCA